GGUAGAUUCAUUCAUUUGAGGUUAAACUAUAUUACGAAGAAAUGCCAGUUGAUCCAGAAAAAUUAGCCAAAUUACAAAAGGCUACUGCUAAGAAAGUCGGUGGUUCCAGAGUUAAAGCCAAGAAGGUUGUUAAAGAACAAGAUGACACCAAAUUAAUUGAAGCUUUAGGUAAAUUAAAAGCUACUAAAGUUGAAGGUGUUGAAGAAGCUAACUUCUUCAGAGAAGAUGGUAAAGUCUUACAUUUCAACAGAGUUGGUGUUCAAGGUGCUGCUGCUCAUAACACUUUUGCCUUCACUGGUUACCCACAAGAAAAGAAUGUUACUGAUUUAAUUCCUCAAAUCUUACCACAAUUAGGUGCUGAAAACUUAGAAAUCUUAAGACAAUUAGCUGAACAAUUACAAGCUGGUAAGACUCCAGCUGACUUACAAGCUCAAGCUGCUGCCGCCGGUGGUGAAGAUAUUCCAGAUUUAAUUGAAGGUCAAAACUUCGAUGAUGUCGAAUAAAUGGAUUAGUCAACAUUUUUGAUUUUUCAUGAAUUGAAGUAAAAUGAAUUAAUUAUGGAGCAAGAAUUCGAAGUUUAUAUCUAUUUAUAUAAUAUCCGAUAUCAAUUUUUUUUCCAGCACUUUAUUUGAAGGGUUAACUUCUAUUUACUUUAUAUUUUGUGGAGUUCACAAUUACUACUUAAACGAAUUAGUAAAUUAUUAUCAUUUUUCAAACCAUUCUUAAAUCUAUACUGAAAGAAAAGUGUUACAUAAUUUGAAAAUUGUAUAUAAACAUACAUAUAUAUUUAAUGCAUAACGUUUCUUUUGAAAUGAAUCCUAUGUCUAUUUCUAAUUUAGCUGUACUUGUAAUUCGUGGAGUAAAUCGUCAUGUAAAUUUUGCGACACAAAAGUUUUGCGACA
Molecule: messenger RNA, 902 nt
Organism: Scheffersomyces amazonensis
Lineage: Eukaryota; Fungi; Ascomycota; Pichiomycetes; Serinales; Debaryomycetaceae
Gene: EGD1
Product: Egd1p
Exons: 1
Coding region: 42-503 (153 amino acids)
Cellular component (GO): nascent polypeptide-associated complex; cytosol
Source: RefSeq, a predicted model, not a curated record